AUGAACGACUAUUUUGGCAGAGAUUCCUGGAAUGAUUUCUGGAGAGUGAUUUAUGGUGAGGGAGCGGUGCUCCGGUGGCGGCUGGGUGGCAGGGUGGUGACCGGGUGGCGGAUCGGUGGCUGGCCGAAGAAAAAAAAAGAGGGGCCCGGGGAGCUGAGCGGGGAGCUAGUGGAGGGCCGCAGGCUAAGCGGCGGGGGCCAGGGCGGAGGCCGCAUGGUCGGCGGCGGGCUGGGCGGCGGCGGUCGCAGGGAGCCGGAGGCAGGGGGACAGGAGGUGGGUUGCAGGUGGUGGGCUAGGUGGUGGUCCAAGCUGGGCGGCGGCAGUGGAGCCAGGCGGAGCGGCGGGGCCAGGGUGGGUGGCGCGCGGGGAUCGAGAUUUGCGGGCGACGGUCGGAGGAAGCCGAAGGUUGGGGAGCUGGGGGCCACUAGGGGCCAGCAAGGAGCCACGGGGGCCGGAAAAGAACACUGGGAAGAACCUGCUACGGGGGUCGGAAAGGGCAGCCGGUGGGGGCCGGAGGCGCCGCCAGCGGGGGCCGUAGAGGCCGGACUGACAGGUCUGACAUGCCUGUCAGUCCGGUACCCUGCGAAUGGGAACAGGUGGUGGGCUGCAGGCGACGGUCCAAGCUGGGUGGCAGCAGUUGAGCCAGGUGGAGCGGCGGGGCCAAGCUGGGCGAUGCGCGGGGACUAG
This is a messenger RNA of Cryptomeria japonica (Japanese cedar), 687 nucleotides long. Its product is annotated as glycine-rich cell wall structural protein 1.8-like. NCBI's taxonomy places the organism in Eukaryota, Viridiplantae, Streptophyta, Pinopsida, Cupressales, Cupressaceae. Bases 1 to 687 code for a protein of 228 amino acids. The record is from RefSeq and is a predicted model, not a curated record. The transcript has 2 exons.